Molecule: messenger RNA, 1066 nt
Organism: Anarrhichthys ocellatus (wolf-eel)
Lineage: Eukaryota; Metazoa; Chordata; Actinopteri; Perciformes; Anarhichadidae
Product: butyrophilin subfamily 2 member A1-like
Exons: 7
Coding region: 44-1066 (340 amino acids)
Biological process (GO): T cell costimulation; negative regulation of T cell proliferation; cell surface receptor signaling pathway
Cellular component (GO): external side of plasma membrane
Source: RefSeq, a predicted model, not a curated record
UGCCUUCAUAGUAGUCUCUUAGUUUUAGGGUCUUCGUGACAGCAUGUCGGGCUUUAAACGUCCCUUCAAUCCUCUGGAGCUUCUGUCUUUGCUCUUCCGUCUGCUGACUUUAUCUGAAAUAAUACUUGGAUAUGAACACGGCAUCAUCAGAAAGGUCAAUGACGGGAGUGAUGUAAUCUUACCUUGUUCCCUGGACACCGAGCAGGACAUCUCAGCAGCUGUCUUUGACUGGCAGAAAGUACCUCCGAAGGAUACACUUCCGAAAGAGGUUUUCUUUUAUGAUGCAGGUGAUCAAUACAACAACGGCAAAUAUGGUCAGAGUGAGGCGUUCAAAGGACGAGUCUCACAUUUUGAAGAUCAACUGAAACACGGCACCGCCUCCAUAAUCAUCAGAAAUACCAAGAAGGAGGACAGUGGAACCUACACCUGUCAUUUUCCACUUCUUAAGCCACCUCAAACUUUCUACAUUGAGCUUGUUGUUGAGUUGUCCUUUAAGGACCGGUCAGGAGAAAUCUCAGGUGCAGCUCCAAAGCCAUUCGUCACAAUACUUCAUGCCACAGACGUCUGGUCACUGUUACAGUGUGAGGUUCGAGGUGCUUCUCCAAAGCUUGAAGUAGAAUGGCAGGACAGUGAUGGAAACAAACUUCCUGCUGAGGAACCACAGGUCACAGAGAGAGGAGGCAGCUACGACAUCACGCUGAACAUCACUGCGACCAAGACGGACCGCUAUCGCUGUGUAGUCGAGCAGGAAGACAUCAAGCGCAGGAUUACUUCUGAGACCUUUGGGCUCAUCUGUGAGAAAGCGUUUGAUAACUCAUUGACCAAAGUGAUCAUCGGAUUGUUGGUUUUAGGAAUUGUCAUUCUAGCUCUGCUUGUAUUUUGGAUGUGGAUCACACGCAGCAAGAGCAGUCGUCGUCAGCAGGGAAAUGGUUCGGAUGACCUAGAAAACGGUUCGGUUGAUAGCUCUACUCCUGUUGGAAUGGACCAAGCACCGGACAUGGGGCGACAGAGCCUUCUCCAUAUCUGCCCCCUCACUCCGGAACUCUCUCCCCAAACACAUCCGUGA